Molecule: messenger RNA, 2575 nt
Organism: Dicentrarchus labrax (European seabass)
Lineage: Eukaryota; Metazoa; Chordata; Actinopteri; Moronidae
Product: voltage-dependent calcium channel gamma-4 subunit-like
Exons: 4
Coding region: 391-1401 (336 amino acids)
Biological process (GO): positive regulation of synaptic transmission, glutamatergic; neurotransmitter receptor transport, postsynaptic endosome to lysosome; regulation of AMPA receptor activity
Cellular component (GO): AMPA glutamate receptor complex; postsynaptic density membrane; voltage-gated calcium channel complex
Molecular function (GO): channel regulator activity; voltage-gated calcium channel activity
Source: RefSeq, a predicted model, not a curated record
GAUGCUGCAUCCUUUGUUAAACAGCAGCUUGCAGUUAAAUAUUGACUAGUAGUAAACAGUAAAGAAGCGGUAGCAAUGAUCGAUAAAAAAAACCUUCCUUUUACUUGAUCAGAAAAGUGUACUUGUUCAAGCAAUUUUAUAUUGUAUCCAAUUUCCACCUGUAGCAGCCUUUGAGAUAUGUCCAGUCUACUCAAAGGAAUUCAACGAAAGCUCCGACUGAAGUUUCGGAGGAAGAGGAGCACUAAUCGAGCAGUUAAGGAUCGAGACUUGGCUUGAUGAGAGGGAAAACCCGCGAGACGCGAGCUCUUCCUCUGGCCAUGAUAAUGGGCACCAUGCGCUCCUCGCCCUGUGCGUAAGCUGCUGUGGAGGACCCACACAUUAUGAGACGCCAUGGCAUGGUGUGACCGAAGGGUUCAGACUUUGCUGGCCAUCGUGGGGGCCUUCGCCGCCUUCAGUCUCAUGACCAUCGCCAUCGGCACCGACUACUGGCUUUACUCCCGCGCGUACAUCUGCAACACCACUAAUGCCACCACGGACGAGACCCAGAUACAAACUAAGAAAGUCAGAGGCGACCUGACGCACUCCGGGCUGUGGAGGAUCUGCUGUGUCGAAGGUAUCAACAAAGGAAGCUGUUUUCGGAUCAAUCAUUUUCCAGAGGAUAACGACUACGAUACAGACAGCUCUGAGUACAUCUUACGUAUAGUGCGUGCAUCAAGCCUAUUCCCCAUUCUCAGCACCAUUCUGCUGAUGUUGGGUGGCCUGUGUGUCGGGGUUGGACGCGUCUACAGCAACAAGAACAACAUUGUGCUAAGUGCUGGCAUCCUGUUUGUGGCUGCAGGUUUGAGCAACAUCAUCGGCAUCAUUGUCUACAUUUCCAGUAACGCGGGAGAUCCCAGUGACAAGAAAGACGAGGACAAGAAGAACCACUACAACUACGGCUGGUCUUUCUACUUUGGCGCCCUCUCCUUCAUCGUGGCUGAAUCAGUGGGUGUUCUCGCAGUCAACAUAUAUAUUGAGAAAAACAAAGAGACGCGCUUCCGAGCCCGACAUGACUUCAUCAAAACCACCUCCUCUUCUUCGCCAUACUCUCGCAUCCCAAGUUACCGCUACAGACGAAGGCGCUCACGCUCCAGUUCGAGGUCAAGUGACCCGUCCCGCGAGCCCUCCCCAGUGGGGAUGAAGAUCAGUGGAGGAAGUGGUGGUGGAGGAGGAGGAGGGUUGGGGAUGGGUUUGCCAAUGGGAGAUAUAUCCCUGUAUGCCCUCAGUAGGGACCCUCUGAAGGGUGGAAGUGCGACUGCAGGGCCCUACAGUCCAAAGAGGGACUCUGGGUUUUUACAAGUCCACAACUGCUUUCAGAAAGAUCUAAAAGAUGGAGUGAACAGGAGGACCACGCCGGUGUGAGGUCAGGAGUUUAUUGCUGUGUGAAACAAUAAGCUUGAUGGGACACAUUAGAUAUUGUACUGUUGAUAAGAAAGGACACUUCCUCCCCCGGGGCUGUUCAGGCAGCAGCGAUGUUGAAAGGUCAGAGCUCAAAAUUGUUUUCCUUGCAUCCCUCUGUGACAGAAAAGUGCCAAUCUGUGUUUCAUUUGAAGGAAGAAGAAAAGUGAUAUCAAAACAACUUUUUAUGAUAUGACUCAGUAUCUUCUUUAAAAAGUGGAUGCUGACAUUUUGUAGCAAUAUUUGAAGAGUUUAAAACUAAAAUGUGAUACCCAAUAUGUGUGAGUGACCCCUGCUCUUACAGAAAGGCUGUACUGGUAUUCUUUGCCUGAUAAAAUAAUUAACUUUUUAUAGAUAUGAUGCUCAAUAUAAUAAAGAUUAUGAAUAUUGACCUUCAGGUAAUGAUGUUUUACUUCUAUAAUAGCUGUAUAGUGUUUUUGAAAUGAACAUAUUUCUUAUAUUCUGAGACAAGAAGUUUGUCAGCAAUUUUUUUUGCUAAAAUUAAGUGAUUUAUGUGACUGUUUGAGUAUUAUUGUAUUGUGUUUGUAAUUUAACACAACUGGUGCUAACUUAAUCUGUACACCUUUAAUAGUCUUAAGCCUUCUGAACUGCCAUUUAAAUACUUUUACCCUAUAUCAAUAACCUCUCUCAAGCUUGUAUGUGAGAUAUGUGAUAAAUGUGUGUUACAGUAUGUGAAAUGUCUGUUAUGCCUCUGAAACACUGCCAACAUCUAUUGCAUGUGGACAUUAAGGGUAUUUGCUAUUAUUAGAGAAUCCCAUAUUGUUUCCAAUCUCAUAUUGAAGAGUUUGUGAGUUCUUCUAUGAGCCCUAUGAAGGACUAUGUGUUGUAUUAAUUGGGUUUUAAAUUGCAAGUUGGGGGAAAUGUAUAGUUGUAUAUGUUGUGUCAAGUUAAAAUUGAUUUUCUUUGUUUAGGUCUGAUAACAACAGUGUUUUUGUGAUGAGGAAAAAAACUAUAUGUAUAAGCCCUUAAAGAAACCUUGGUCAGGACUCUUAAUAUAUAUUAAAUAUUGUGUUUUUUAUCAGAAUUAAAGAACACUUAUCUUAAAUAGUGACUGGGGAGGCAAAUUCUUCAAAACACAACUUUGUAAUUACAGUUAAAUAAUAAAAUAUGAACUAAA